This is a messenger RNA of Ceratitis capitata (Mediterranean fruit fly), 750 nucleotides long. Its product is annotated as putative tRNA 2'-phosphotransferase. Gene Ontology annotation, molecular function: tRNA 2'-phosphotransferase activity. NCBI's taxonomy places the organism in Eukaryota, Metazoa, Arthropoda, Insecta, Diptera, Tephritidae. Gene Ontology annotation, biological process: tRNA splicing, via endonucleolytic cleavage and ligation. The record is from RefSeq and is a predicted model, not a curated record. The coding region runs from base 49 to 681 and encodes 210 amino acids. The transcript has a single exon.
AGUGUAAGUGUAACUUAGUGCAAUACCGGCAAGUUUAUUUAAACAAUAAUGGAAAAAGACACGCAAAUAAGUAAACGGCUUUCGUGGUUGUUGCGCCAUGGUGCUAUAAAGGAAGGUGUGGAUAUUCAGACAGACGGUUUUGUGCGCGUUGAUUCCAUUACGGAACAUCCAAAAUUCAAACGCGAUUUUACUUUAGAAGUAUUAAAAAACAUUGUCGCAAAAGAUAAAAAGCAGCGCUACAGUUUACGCCAGAAUAACAAUGGCUUCUAUGAAAUACGUGCCAAUCAAGGUCACUCGAUUGCUGUAGUACAAGACUCUCAUUGUCUGCAACGUAUAUACAAUGCCAGCGAAGUUAAUUUGGCUGUUCAUGGCACAUAUUAUCGAAACUGGCAAAGAAUUCUAAAAGAAGGUCUACGGACUAUGAAGCGUUUACAUAUUCAUUUUUCUGUUUCCGACAAAGUAGAGCAAUCUGGUUCAAAAGAUAUUAUUCUUAGCGGGUUCCGCAGCGAUUGUGAGAUUCUCAUCUAUUUAAACGUUCAAAAAGCUAUUCAAGUGGGUGGUAUGGAAAUAUAUCGUUCGACAAAUAAUGUAAUACUAUGUUCCGGAAUCAACGGCUGCAUACCAAAGAUAUACUUCAGUAAAGUUAUAGAUCGCCAUACUGGAACACUUUUGCCAUUUUAAUUGUUAUGUUUGUUAUUUCUGAAUUGUUAAAUUCUACAUAUUUCUCAAUAAACUAAUCCAAAACUAAAA